GUAAUUUGACUAUAAUUUGUAACAUUUUUCUUUGAUUUUUCUUGUGUUUCUCAAAAUGACUGAUGACAGCGUCGCACACAAAAUGUAUUUUGUCCUGUUUUCAGCAUAUCUUUUUCAAUAAAAUUCAUAUACAUAUAUUUAGUUUCAUUUUUGAAUUAAACUACAUCAAAUCACUUAAAAACCGUUGAUUUCUUUUUUUGUGCUGUUGCAACAAAAUAAAACAAAGUCUAGAAAUUAACACAACAUUUAAAUAAAUUCUAAUCUUUUUUUCACCAUCAUUCCAUCUUUGAGAAAAAAAUUCUUUUAAACAAAUCUACGUUGAAAUGUCAUUUAAUUCGAUGUAUUUUGUGUCUCUUCUGUUGAAAAUUCCUUAAAAUUUAAUGUCUUUGUAUGGAGUACUACGUUUUUUCAUCUCCAAAUGUCAAAAUUUGCUGUUAUAUGUUUGGUUUCGUUACAUUGUUUUUUGUCUAUAAAUAUUAUUUAAAAAAAUCUAUUGAAAAAUCUUUGGCAAACAGAAAAUGAUGUGAUGUAUUUGUUCAGUGAACAAAAAUUGAGUAAUAUUCACUAAUAAAGUUAGCACUGUUGAACUGUUUCUUGAACAAUGUUCACUAGAGAGAACAAAAAAUAGGAAGAAAUGUUGCCCCAAAUUGGAUGCAAUUAAAAGUUAGCUGCAAUUCGGAAUUACUUGAAAAAAUAUUGUCAUCAAAUCAAUUUGUAUCUUCUUCAUGUUUCGUUACUUUUUCUCUCUUCGGAAAAGAGAAUACAAUCAUUUCUCCGGUGCAAAAUGGAAGAAUCCUUUGUAAAAUUGUGUAUAUAUUUAAAUUUUCUGGUGUUUUCUUCCUAAAAUCAAUAUCAAUUUUAUUUACAUAUAAAUUCGGGCGGCACAAACAAUUGCCAUUUACCAUAAAUAUUCAUUUGAUAGAGCUGCCAUUUUUCUUUACCACACACAAUUAUUUUACUUUUAGCUGCAGCUAAAAACUAGAAAAUUUAUUUUCUUCCUUAAAUAUUACCCACUCAAUACACAAUUUGUUUUUAAUUGAAUUUGGCAUUUGUCAAAUAAACUGUUGGUUUUACACCUUUUCUUAUUCCUCAUUGACAUUUCAUUCAACAUGACAAUACGUAUAUAUAGAAAACGUGGAAUUCAGUGAACUCCUCCAAAGAAUAAAACUAAAUCGUCGCGACCUUCCAAAAAGGCAAACAUUGAAACUUCUUACAAAUAUAUGCAACGCAAUUGUUCUCAACAAAAAAAAAUUACGAUUUUCCGAUUUUUUCUUCUUCUAAAAAAAGUCUUUCACAUCAAAUAUCGAACUUUAAGCCGAAAAAAUAGUCAAAUGGUCGGUACUAACAAUUUUAGAAAAAAAAUCAUGAUCUUCUUGAUUACAUUGCAAGUAAUUCCUCGGUAAAUUUCUUCUCAAUUUCUCCCUUGUAAAUACAUAAUCUCCGCUUCUGGUUGAAGCUUUUGACAUUUAAUGCCUACGCAAUGUACUGGUUGAUUCUCAAUUAUGCGUGUGCUCUCGUUGACUUAUUAAUCACUAACCGAGUUGCUGUGCGAUGACGGUGUGUUUGCAUUGAUGGCGGCAGGUGGAACGUUGGGUAAAACAUUGGAGCUGUGCCGUGUUUUGCGCGAGCCUUCGCAUUCAGUGGUGGGCGCUAUGGAAUUGGACAAUGCGUUUGUUUUGUUAAAAUCGAUGGUCACAUAGUCGAAUGCUUUACGCUGGGGACUGUCUGGCAGCAUCAAUGACGACACUGAAUGCGUAGUUGUGCUUGCACUCACCGAAGGACUCAUGGUCGCGGAUGCAAUGGCAUUUGGAUUUUUCACCGGUGAUGAACUUGAGCUUAACGUUGUCUCUGUAUUGGCAUUUCCACCUGCAGCGGGUGCAGUUGGUUGUGAAUGGCUUUGAUCUAAAUCGAGUACAAUAUAGUUAACACCUCCACUGUUGUUCGGUGUUGAUGGUUCGGAAAUGUUUUCGUUAAUGAUUGUGGGUGAAUUGAUAACGCUGUCCGUUUUCAAUAGAGACAAACGACGAUUCUGGUUCCGUAACAAAAUCGGUCGAACUUCAUUCGGCUCUAAAUUCUCAUAGCAAUGCGUCGAAUCGACUAAAUAAUUGUUAUUGUUGAUAUUAUUCCGAAAGAGUUGGCUUUGUUUGUAAUCACCGAGCAGUACUUUUGGUGUUGAUGCAGCGCUCGAGCUAAUUUCACCCGGUGUCAUGUUGACAUUUACGUAUGUGGGUAUCGAGUCCGAUGUAUCGUUCGAUUGUGUCGGUGAAACGGGUAGCGAAUGUGGGAGAUUUUCAUUGCUCAACAUUUGGUUGCCAUUGAAUUGAUUUGCAUUGGCUAUCACUUGUGAAUGAAGGGCAGACGCAUCGAUUGGUGAUGAAAAACUGUUGGCGGCCGUCGGUGCAUAUUCCUGCGGCGGAAUAUCCAACGACAAUUUUUUCACACAAUUCUCACGGCUGUUACUGUCUUUGGUAUUAUUGCCGCGCAACACAAAUUCCGAAUACAAAUUGCUCACACCAUUGUUGUUGAGCCCCGUGUUUGGCAAUGGAUUUAGUGAAGUGACUUCGAGAAUGUUGUUUAAACUGCUUGGCGAACUGGGUGACAAUGGUUCAACGGAAAUUGUUCCAUCGGCUAAUGUAUGAAAAUGUGGCAUGGUUCGAUUUAAAUUUGUCGCUAAAAUUGGCUCCAAAUAAUUCGUAUCCGAUGCAUCAUAGCUGCGACGUUGGUCGUCGGAUGGCACAUUUCGUAGUGUAUUCGUAUUGGAUGAUCGUGAAUUUGGCAAAAUAUACGAUCCAACCAUAUUGUUUGUGGUUGAAUUUUGAUUGCUCAGCGUUGACAUUGGCGACGAUGCAUCGUUGCGUGAUAUCGUUGAAUUGCCCAUUGUAUCAUCGCCCACCGUUGUUGACAUUUGAAUAUAAGUUUGGAGUGUUUGAAAGAGUGUCUCAGCCCGGCGACAUUUGAACGCAUAAAUCCCUUCGCCCGUCGCACAUCGUCGGCCAACUUCAAACGAAAAUAAUUCCGUAUCAUAACCAUAGCGUCGUAAGCACUUCAAAGGCCAUCGGGUCGGCUCUAAAUUCUUGCGAUACAAUGUGAUUUCCGUUCGCGACAAACCCAAUUGGCCAUUCCACAGUGAUACGCCAUUAUCAUCGAUAUUUGUUACCCGAAAUAUAUUCGAACUAGCGUCGCUCAAUUCCAUUUUGCUGUUGCUGCGACUAGCGCUGCUCAUACAGCUACCCAUUUGGAUGUGAAAAAAAAUUGACGUUUUUUUUCCUUCUAUUCACUACACACAAACACUAGACUAGUACCAGAGUUCAAUGAACUUUUCUCGAUUCAUUGUGCGAUGCACUUUUUAUGCGCAUCAAUUAUGUCUCGCUCAAUUUUCCAUCGUUUUUUUUUCUCUGGUUUAGUUCUGUCUUUUUUUAUUCACAUGUUUUUGUGCCAAAAUGGAAAGACAAACAAAAUAUUCACUCUGUGCUCAAUGCAAUAUUCUUAUUGGAAGCCUUAAAACACUUGUAUUUUCAUUGGUUGACAUUCGAUCACAUAUUUUCUAUGUUUUGCAUUGGACGUGUCUAUGUCUCUGUCUUUGUAUGACAAACUACGCACUUUGCAGCAGCAUUACACUUUGAAAAUAAAUGAAUUUCUUCAUGUGAUUUGAUGAAUUUCUUUUAUCGAUUUAUUUCGCCACUUUUUGAGUUUUUUCCAAUAAUUCAACAAUUCCACAACAUUUAACUUAAUGUGGACUCUUUUUUUUAUGGACUAAAUAAAAUGAAUACCAGCCAGUAGAACAAAGAAAAAUGUCAAAUGCAAAUGUAAUCUCAAACACGACAGGAGUAUUUUUUUUCGCUUUCUCUCUUUCUUUCUAUUUGUCGAUGUGUGCAGAACACCAAAAAUUAAAAUCACAACACAAUUCACGUCACAAUCGAGUAAAAAAAUGCGUAGCUUAUCAAUCAAUUUAGAGUUGAAUUUAGAUUUUUUUGGAUAAAAAAAUGUCCGCGACGAGAUAGAGAAAACACAGAAUAGUGAGUAGAGAUGGAAGCGAUUUUCAAAAGCGAAUCAAUCAGCAAAACAAAAAUGAAAAACAUAUAGUGUAUUUUUCAUCGAAUUUCAAGGCCGUUCUGACAUAUCUAUCGCUCGCUGUGUAUUGGAUUGUGUCGCUGUUCUACGUCGAAAUGUCUAGGUGAAUGAACAACCGCAAACUGAUGAGCAAACGCAGAAAUGUCUAAUGCAUCGUUCACACGGCGGAUGGCGAUUAUGUUUACAUCAAUCAGUUGGAUGUUUGUGUGAGGCAAAAAAUGCAAAUGUGAUGGAAAAAUCCAUGGAUUUUUUUGUUUAAUUGCAUCCGAAAAUGCCAACUUUUAAUGUUAAAGUAAAAUGGGGCCGUGAGAAUUUCCCAAAAAUUGAAGUAAACACGGACGAAGACCCGAUGGUUUUCAAGGCACAACUGUUUGCAUUGACUGGCGUUCAACCACACCGGCAAAAGGUUAUGUGCAAAGGAGUCGCCCUUAAAGAUGACGAAUGGAACUUUACAUUGAAAGAUGGUGCAGUAAUUUUGUUGCUUGGUACAACAAAGGAUGAUUUAAUUGAGUCCGAGCCAAUUGAACGACCGAAAUUCAUAGAAGAUAUGAACGAAUCGGAAUUAGCUUCAGCUUUGAAAUUGCCAGCUGGUCUAACCAAUCUCGGUAAUACGUGCUACAUGAAUGCUGUCGUCCAAUGUUUAAAAUCGGUUCCAGAGCUUCGAGAUUCACUAAAAGAGUACAAGGAAGAUUUUUCGAUCAGUUCGUUAGCUUCCGCCCAAUCGAUUACGGCCGCUAUGCGAUCGGUUUUCGAUCAAAUGGACAGUGGCAAUACAGUGACACCGGUUUUGCUGUUGCAAACUCUGCACAUGGCAUUCCCGCAGUUUGCCCAAACCGGAGAGAAUGGCGCCUACAGGCAACAAGAUGCCAACGAGUGUUGGUCAGAGUUAUUGAAAAUGCUGCAGCAAAAGUUGAAGCCCAUUAAGAAAGGCGAACUGAGUCCAAGCUAUAAUUCGUUGGUUGAUCAAUUCUUCGGCGGUACAUUCGACGUAGAAAUGAAAUGCUCGGAGGCUGAAGAUGAGCAACCAACUCACAGCAAAGAAAAUUUCCUGCAGUUGAGUUGCUUCAUUUCGCAAGAAGUCAAGUACAUGUUAAGCGGAAUUAAAUCGAAACUCCAAGAACAGCUAACGAAGAAAUCGCCAACGCUCGACCGAGAUGCACUUUAUACUCGAACUUCAAAAAUCAGUCGUUUGCCGGCUUAUUUAACUGUGAAUUUCGUACGGUUUCAAUACAAAGGCAAGGAAGGGAUCAAUGCUAAAGUGUUGAAAGAUAUCAAAUUCCCCAUCGAUUUCGAUGCAUUUGAAUUGUGCAGUAAAUCACUUCAAGAGGAAUUGACACCAAUGCGAUCGAAAUUCAAGGAAAUUGAAGAUGCUGCCCUUCAGAAUCCGAAAUCCAAGGAGAAACAGCUGAAGCCAACGGAGGAAGAUGAUAAAACAAUGGCUUUGCCGUUCUCCUUCGACGGUGAUAUUGGGAGCAAUAAUAGUGGCUAUUACACUUUGCAUGCAGUUUUAACACAUCAAGGUCGCUCAAGUUCGUCAGGCCAUUAUGUUGGUUGGGUACGUAAAUCACCCACCGAAGAUAAGUGGUACAAAUUUGAUGACGAUGCUGUUAGUCCCAUAACAUCAGAGGAAAUCCUUCGUUUGAGUGGCGGUGGCGAUUGGCAUUGUGCAUAUGUUCUUUUGUAUGGACCUCGAGUUUUACGCGUACCGGCUGAAGAACCAAUGCAAGAAUAAGCAUUUAACUGGAGAUUCACCCCAAAACUAUUCUUAACUUAUGAUUUUUGCUUGCAAAACCAAUGUCAAAUUUAUAUAGAAAAUGUAAACAUUUUUGGACGAUAUACAUUUGUUUUAGUAAGAUUUUUUGUAAACCACACAAAGUGUUUGUCGAAUUGAAUGUUCAAUAUUGAUUUCAUUAAAAGACUUUUUCAUAAUUUAAAAA
Sitodiplosis mosellana (orange wheat blossom midge) is the source of this 6008-nucleotide messenger RNA. RefSeq names its product ubiquitin carboxyl-terminal hydrolase 14 (gene Usp14). NCBI's taxonomy places the organism in Eukaryota, Metazoa, Arthropoda, Insecta, Diptera, Cecidomyiidae. Gene Ontology annotation, molecular function: cysteine-type deubiquitinase activity; proteasome binding; protein binding. Gene Ontology annotation, biological process: proteasome-mediated ubiquitin-dependent protein catabolic process; protein deubiquitination; regulation of proteasomal protein catabolic process. The coding region runs from base 4343 to 5803 and encodes 486 amino acids. The record is from RefSeq and is a predicted model, not a curated record. The transcript has 10 exons.